AUGCCUGAGAAGCAGACCCGUCUCACCCUCGCCAUGGAGUCUGGCAUCCCCUUCGUCCUCAAGGCCGGCAAGGCCAGGUACACAUGCCGCCUGCAGGACCGCUCCUCAUACCAGCGCGCCAAGGCCCAGAGGGCGUCUUCUUCUGAUUCCAUCAACACCGAGUCGACCGAUGGCAACUCGACCUCUUCUCACUGA
Molecule: messenger RNA, 195 nt
Organism: Verticillium nonalfalfae
Lineage: Eukaryota; Fungi; Ascomycota; Sordariomycetes; Glomerellales; Plectosphaerellaceae
Exons: 2
Coding region: 1-195 (64 amino acids)
Source: RefSeq, a predicted model, not a curated record